AUGACCUCUCGUGGACCGAAACCACCUAUACUUCUACCUCCACCAGACCCGACUCUUAAAACACGCCCAGUCCCGCAAGAACGCCACUUUCUCGUGCGGUCAUUUGGGCCAGGAGGAUUGCCUGACGCUCAACAGAAUUUUCUUACUGUCGAAGAAUUGAAGAAACAACAAGCGGAGACCAGUGCCUGUGGCAUUGGGCGGGACGUAGAAGAUGACGCCCAACAUAUCUACGAACAGCUUCUGGAAGACGAAAACACAGAUUUGCGUAACGACGGUUCCAUUACGGGUGAGAAGACCUGGGGUCCCACCAUCGUUGUUACGGCAUACUCCGAGAAGGCCAGUGAAAAUCUCGAUCAAGCUAUCACGAACCUUGUCGAGAUCAUUCGGCGUUAUUUCCUUCGAUGUUCUCGCACUGGGCCGUUCGCACGCGAGGCAUUCAAACGCCUUGAGUUCAAGGUUCUUGCAGACAAAGACUUAUUGGAAGAUGCAUCCGACGACCGCGUCAGAGAAGAGUUCAACGCCUAUGUCCGUACUCUGCGACUCUUUGAUCCUGAUUCAGGCUGGGAAGAAGACGAUCGAAGAUGGUACAAAGAUAAUCUCAACAGGCCUCAUGGUCCCCUGCGCUACGGCUUCUGCAUUGCACUAGAUGAGGAAAUGAUUGGAACUCUCGCCGCAAUCAGUUUCCCCGAUGAUCUGAACAGCGAUUCGGAACUCUUGAAGGACAUUUCCAUCAAGUUAGUGGAGCGUCGUUGGAGAUACACGAAAGAGGCGCACAACCAAUAUGGUCUUGUCCCCACAAUGGAAAACGUCUAUCGAGGCAAAGACAUGUGUCCUCUUCUUGACCUGCCCUUGAUUUGUGCCGAUUAUCACUAUUAUCAAAAUUUCGAAGAAAUGUUUCCACUACGCAAGUUUCGCGAUUACCACUAG
Messenger RNA from Fusarium pseudograminearum CS3096, 927 nucleotides. RefSeq lists its product as uncharacterized. Bases 1 to 927 code for a protein of 308 amino acids. Lineage: Eukaryota; Fungi; Ascomycota; Sordariomycetes; Hypocreales; Nectriaceae. The record is from RefSeq and is a predicted model, not a curated record. The transcript has a single exon.